UGACUGUGUUUGUGUGUGUGUCUCUGUGUGUGUCCCAGGCUAUGCGUUUCUGCUGUUCCACAACGAGAGCUCAGUGCUGGCUCUCCUCUCUGCCUGCGUCGAGGGGACCAAUGAGAAGCUCUACCUCUGUGUGUCCAGUCCCACAGUCCACAGCAAAGCGGUGCAGAUCCGGCCGUGGAAGCUGUGUGACAGUGACUUUGUGAUGGACGGCACUCAGCCACUGGACCCCAGAAAGACGGUCUUCAUUGGUGGUGUGCCCAGACCCCUACGUGCAGUGGAGUUGGCAGUAGUGAUGCAGCGUCUCUAUGGCUCCGUGUGCUACGCCGGCAUCGACACGGACCCAGAGCUGCGCUACCCCAAGGGUGCCGGGCGAGUGGCCUUCUCCAGCCAGCAGAGCUACAUAGCAGCGCUGUCCGCUCCCUUCAUCAGGAUCCAGCACGGGGAAACGGACAAGCGGGUGGAGGUGAAGCCCUACGUGCUGGACGACCAGCUGUGUGACGAGUGUGACGGCUCUCCCGGCGAGCGGCGCCACGCGGCGCUCUUCUGCGGCAGCGUGGCGUGCCUGCAGUACUACUGCACACGCUGCUGGGCCCACAGCCACGCCGCGGGCGCUCGCUCGCACCACCGGCCCCUGAUCAAGGAGGGCGGCGGUGCCGCCGGCGGUGGUGGCUACGGUGGCUACGGUGGCUCCGGUGGAGGCGGUGGUGGAGGCGGCGGUGGAGGCGGUGGCGGCGACUGCGGCCGUCACGACUACGGCAAGAGGACGCGGGAACAGGCACAGCGCUGGGGCUGGGGAGCGGACGUGUGA
Molecule: messenger RNA, 808 nt
Organism: Petromyzon marinus (sea lamprey)
Lineage: Eukaryota; Metazoa; Chordata; Hyperoartia; Petromyzontiformes; Petromyzontidae
Source: RefSeq, a predicted model, not a curated record